Molecule: messenger RNA, 338 nt
Organism: Wasmannia auropunctata (little fire ant)
Lineage: Eukaryota; Metazoa; Arthropoda; Insecta; Hymenoptera; Formicidae
Product: cytochrome P450 4g15-like
Exons: 2
Molecular function (GO): monooxygenase activity; iron ion binding; heme binding
Source: RefSeq, a predicted model, not a curated record
UUGAUCACAAAGGGCGACAAAUGGCGCAGACAUAGAAAAGCAAUUGCCCCCUCAUUUCACAUGAAUAUUUUGAAGACGUUUGUACCUUUAUUUUACGAGAACAGCGUAGACCUCGUCAAUCGGCUUCGCGAAAAAGUUGGAAAGGAAUUUGAUUGUCACGAUUAUCUAUCAGCCGUAACAGUUGACAUUUUAACGGAAACAGCGAUGGGUGUUGGAAAGGAGAAAAGGAAGAAAACUGGAUAUGACUAUGCCAUGGCUGUGAUGAAAUUGAGCGAUAUCAUACAUCGAAGACAUUACGAUUUGUCAUUACGAUAUGACGCAUUUUUCAAAUUUACGAA